Molecule: messenger RNA, 3914 nt
Organism: Nerophis lumbriciformis (worm pipefish)
Lineage: Eukaryota; Metazoa; Chordata; Actinopteri; Syngnathiformes; Syngnathidae
Gene: ubqln4
Product: ubiquilin 4
Biological process (GO): ubiquitin-dependent protein catabolic process
Cellular component (GO): cytosol
Molecular function (GO): polyubiquitin modification-dependent protein binding
Source: RefSeq, a predicted model, not a curated record
CCUGCCGCUAACCCGGAAGCCGACGCUAGUCGCGAGCUGUUCCAUCGGUGGAGUAAAGAUGGCUGACCAAGGCGCCGCAGAUGCUGGUAAUAACAACAAUAAAGCCGACGCUGAGGAGGGAACCAUCAUUAAGGUGACCGUCAAGACCCCCAAAGACAAAGAAGAAAUCGCCAUCGCGGAAGAUGCGUCCGUCACGCAGUUUAAAGAAGAAAUCUCCAGGCGGUUCAAGGCCAAACAGGACCAGCUGGUUCUGAUCUUUGCUGGCAAGAUCUUGAAGGAUGGAGACAGCCUCAGCCAGCACGGCAUCAAGGAUGGCCUGACGGUUCACCUGGUCAUAAAGACAUCACAAAAGGCGUCAGAUGGAGGCAGCCCCUCCACCUCCAGUUCAUCCUCCAGCCAGGCAGGAAGUACCAACACCUCCGCUCCUGGCACCGCCCCACCCUCCACCGCCGGGCUGACCCCUGGCUCCGCCCCGCCGCCCGCACAGACGCCCAACCUUCUAAGCGGUUUCGGCGACCUGUCCAACCUGUCCGGCCUGGGCAUGGGCUCGGCCAACUUCAUGGAGCUGCAGCAGCAGAUGCAGAGGCAGCUCAUGUCCAACCCGGAGAUGCUCUCGCAGAUCAUGGAGAACCCGUUGGUGCAGAACAUGAUGUCCAACCCGGACCUCAUGAGGCAGAUGAUUGUGGCCAACCCUCAGAUGCAGCAGCUGAUGGAGCGCAACCCGGAGAUCACGCACAUGCUCAACAACCCGGAGCUCAUGAGACAGACUAUGGAGCUGGCUCGCAACCCCGCCAUGAUGCAGGAAAUGAUGCGCAACCAGGACCGCGCACUCAGCAACUUGGAGAGCAUCCCCGGGGGCUACAACGCCUUACGCAGGAUGUACACAGACAUCCAGGAGCCCAUGCUCAGUGCGGCCAGAGAGCAGUUCGGUAACAACCCCUUCUCAGCUCUGGGCGGCGGCUCCGAGUCCGGCGUCCAGCCGUCACGGACAGAGAACCGGGAGCCCCUGCCCAAUCCCUGGGGGCCGCCCAAUUCCUCGAACCCCUCAGAGAGCGGAGGCGGCACUCCGGGAAGCACGGGCACCCCCGGGGGCACCAACCCCACCGUGUCCAACCCUCUGGGCGUCAACCCUGGCAGCCUGGGCAACGGAAUGUUCAACAGUCCGGGCAUGCAGAGCCUCCUGCACCAGAUCUCUGAAAACCCUCAGCUGAUGCAGAACAUGCUGUCUGCUCCGUACAUGCGCAGCAUGAUGCAGUCGCUGUCCCAGAACCCCGAGCUGGCCUCCCAGGUGAUGAUGAAUAACCCCUUGUUUGCUGGAAACCCACAGCUGCAGGAACAGUUCCGAGCUCAGCUGCCCGUCUUUCUGCAGCAGAUGCAGAAUCCAGAGGCGCUGUCGGUCAUGUCCAACCCUCGGGCCAUGCAGGCGCUUAUGCAGAUCCAACAGGGUCUACAGACGCUGCAAACAGAAGCACCGGGCCUCAUGCCGAGUUUAAUGUCCGGCGGCAUUCCCGGCAUCCCCACCGGCGGCAUCCCCACCGGGGGCAUUCCCGGCAUCCCCACCGGGGGCAGCGUGCCCCCUGAGAACCCCGCGUCCCCGCCCAGCAGCACCGCAACGCAGCCAAACGCCGCUCAGCAGCAGCUGAUGCAACAGAUGCUCCAAAUGUUUGCCGGCGCCGGGGGAGGGGGAGGAGGAAGCGGCGUAGCGAACCAGACCCCAGAGGUGCGCUUCCAGUCCCAGCUGGACCAGCUGAACGCCAUGGGCUUCAUCAACCGCGAGGCCAACCUGCAGGCCCUCAUCGCCACCGGAGGAGACAUCAACGCCGCCAUCGAGAGACUGUUGGGCUCUCAGCCCUCGUAAAGACACACACACACUCACGUACACCCACACACAAACAGCACACACUCAUAUACACAAACACAAUGCCGCAAAAGUAACUUUACAAAGACACUUGGGCAAGAUCUGACACACCUCCUUUCUGCUUUUGUUCAUUCGCUAACCCCCCUCUCCCCUUUCUUUGGCGUCAUCCCCUCAACCACUCUUCAUCUUGAAGGGCGGUCCGGACGCAUUCAAACCUUUUCUCCGUUUGUCGUCUCCUUCUUUGCAAAGUACGACGUGAUUGGCGGAGGACGAUUGCUAACAUUUAUCCAACAUCACCCCCAAAACAGUCCCUUUCAGCGCCUCCAAAUGCUAGUAAAGUGCUUUAGCAAUGACGCCCUCCACACGUGUUAGUCAUUCCAGGUGAAAGCGCCCGCUCGUGGGUGUGCAGUGUCUUUGUGUGUCUGAGGCACCGCUGCUGUGCCUUGUGUCCCCCACCCCACCCGUCCUGGUACCACAAAGUCAAGACGGUUCAAUGCGAGACCUCCGUGUGUGUGUUUGUGUGUGUGAGGGAAGGAGAGGGUUUUUGAGUUCCACCCACGCAUCCCCACGCCGGACUUUCAACUUUAAUCAAAACCGUUGAGAUGCAGAGGGCACCAUUAUGGAGGUUCAUUUGUGUCUUUGUUAGGAAAACUUUUUAUGACACCAAAUUUAUGUAAGCAAUUUUUUUGCUUUUGGAUUUUGUGAACUGAAUUUUUUACAUCAAUGCUGACAUAGUCACUAAAAAAUUAAGUGCAUAAAAUUCAGUCUACAAAAAUUAGGUGUUUGAAAAUUCAGUGCAAAAGAAAAUCAGUCUAAAAAAAAUUCAGUGUUUGAAAAUUCUGCACAGAAAUAAAUGUAUCUAAAAAAAAAAUGCAGUGUUUUCAAUUCAGUGUAUAAAAAUGAUCUAAAAAUGUCAAUGUAUUAAAAUUCACAUAAAAAAAAAUCAGUGUAAAAAUUCAGUGAAAAAAAAUCAGUGUAAAAAUCUAGUUAAAAAAAAUUCAGUGCAAAAAAAAAUCUGUGUAAAAAUUCAGUGCAAAAAAAAUCAGUGUGUAAAAUUUCCGUCCAAAAAAAAUGCAGUGCAAAAAAAAAUGUGUGUAAAAAUUCAGUCCAAAAAUUUCAGUGCAAUAAAAAUCAGUGUGUAAAAAUUCAGUCCAAAGAAUCAGUGGUUUAAAAUUCAGUGUACAAAAACUCUAAAAAUUUCAAUGUAGGAAAAUUCAGGGUAAAAAAAAAUCUGUGUAAAAACCUAGUCAAAAAAUAUUGACUGUUGGAAAAAAAAUUCAAUGCAAAAUAAAAAUCGGUGUGUAAAAAUCCAGUGCAAAAAAAAUUUUGUUUAAAAAUUCUGUGUACGAAAAUUACAAGGUCAAGGUCAAAAAUAUUUGUUGCUUCAAAACUCAAGAGUCACCUGCGGUAAAUUAAGACCCAAGCAAUCCAUCCUGUCUCAGAAGCAGCCAAAGAGAUGAGUUUUGAUUAACAAAUAUUUCCGCACUGAUUUCCAUACAUUGCAUUUUUUGCACAGUAUUUUAAAACACUAACUUAACAAACUGAGUUUUGAAACACACAAUUUGCCCACUAAUUUUUUCUCAAUGAAAUUGUCCGUGUAAUUCCAUUCAGUUCACAAAAAGUCAGUCACAUGAAUUCCGUUCCAUAAAACUUAGGUAAUAAAGACACAAGUAACCUCCUCACAAAUAUGAAUGAAGCAAACAAGCGUUCCUUUCAUUAUUUUCUGAUGAUUUACUUCUUUUGUUCUUUUUUUUUUCUUUCUUUCUCUCUCGAGUUGUCGCGUUUAAAUUAAAACAAUGAAAAUCAGUUCAACGAUGAAAAUAAAAGGCUUUACAAACAGUUCUGCGAAUCUAGCGCUAGCUCGUCUUGAUACCUUUUUGUUUUCUUUUGGAAGAACCUCAGCAUUGGAGUUGUGGUUACCAUGGCAACCGCUUCUACUGGCUUGGUUGAUCUCGGCUAUCAAAACAAAACGGGAAAUCCAUCUCUCAAUUGAACAUGUUGGAACUAACUUUUAACAGUACUGUACUAAAAUGAAAAUAAAAGGUGGUCAAAACUG